AUGAACAGUUCCAUUCUUUUUUCUCAUUUGAAAGAAUUCACAAUAAGAAAUAAAAAAUAUUUUUUGUAUGAAGAAUCACAAAAGAAUUAUAAAAGUUGUAUUGUAUGGUAUAUGAACCAUUAUCAACGUUUAAGUGGAUCAAUAAGAAGAUAUUCAAAUGUGUUGGGUCAAUUAGUUGACCGGAAAAAAAAAAACUUGGUAAAUAUAGAAAAGGGUAAUGAAAUUUUAAAAAGUUAUAAAAGAGUAAACUUAAAGAAGAUAUUGAAGGAUGGUGAUAAAAAGAAGGAGAGUUAUGAAAAUGAAAAUAUUAUAAAUGAAAAUAUUAUAAAUGAAAAUAUUGUAAGUGAAAAUAUUAUAAGUGAAAAUAUUAUAAGUGAAAAUAUUAUAAAUGAAAAUAUUAUAAGUGAAAAUAUUAUAAGUGAUAAUAUUGUUAAUAAAGCGAUUAAGUAUGAUGAAGGCGAAAAGCGGAUUAAUAAAAAUAAUAUGAAUAUGAAAAAUAAAAACAUUUAUGAUAUAAAUACCAAUAGUAGUACAUUUUAUACACAUAAUCAUAUAAAUGAUGAAAAUGUAAAGAAUUCUGUAGAUGAAUUAUUUUGCACAAAAGAAAAGAAAAAACAACUAAUGAAAAGAAUUAUAUUUCAGAAUAAUCAUGAUUAUAUGCAUUUAAUUGAAAGAUAUGAAGAAUAUAAAGCAAAACAAGAAGAUGAAUUUUAUAAUUCCAGUUAUGAAAAAAAUGAAGAAUGUUCAUCUUACCCAUCCUUUAUUAAAAAAAAAGAGGAAAAUAAAUGUAAUGAUGAUAACAACAAUAAUAAUGUAAAUGAAAAAAUGUAUGAGGAAGAAAAUAAUAAAUGUAAACAAAAUAAUAAUAAUAAUAAUAAUAAUAAUAGUAAUAGUAAUAAUAAUGAUGUGCAUUAUUAUUUAUAUGAAGUAGAUAAAGAUAAUGAAGAAUCUAAUGUAAAUAUGCACUUUAAUUUUUUAAAAAAAAAUUUAAACAUUUCUAUAUUUCCUGAGAUAGGAAAGAAAGAUAUAUUAGAAAGUUGUAAACGUAAGAAGAAUAUGCAAAAUGAAAUAAAUAAAAAUAGUGAUAUAAAAAAUAUUUUUAACAAUGAUAUUUAUUUUUGGAAAAAAAGGAAAGUUCAUCGAGCUAUUGGUUGGGAUUUAAUCCCAGCUAAUUUGAAAAAGAAGGAUGAUAUCAUAGAUGUGUCAGAAUUGACAUAUGGUCAUUUACAAAAUUGUAAAUCUGAAGAGCUAAAGGAAGAUAAUAAUAGAGAGGUGGUAUAUAAAGAUGAUGAUAAUAGUAAUAAUAAUAAGAUUACUAAAUUAUUGAAGAAGCAACAUAUUAAUGAGGACAUAGAGAAAAAAAUAGGAAAAGAAAAUAUUUCUAAUAUAAAAGGUAUCUCCGUUGAAGAAAAUAUUUCUAUGGAAGAAAAGAAAAGUGAUAUGAAUACACAACUUAAUGAUAUAAAUUUAAAUAAAGAAGAAUGUGAAAAAAAAAAAAAAAGUUACAUACAAAGAAGGGUGGCACCUUGCAAUUUUUUAAAAAAAUUAAAUAUAUAUAAAAGUGAUGUAACCCUUUUAAAUGAUGAUACUUUUACUAUUCAAAUGAAAAAAAAUGUAGAUAUGAUGUGGAAGGAAGAUAACACAGAAAUUAAGAAAGAAAAAGAAAAAGAAGAAGAAAAAAAAGAAGAAGAAAAAAAAGAAGAAAAAAAAACAAAUAAAAAAACACAUAAAAUAACAAAUAAAUCAAUGCAAGAACAAAAACUAAUUGAUAUCCUUUUAAAUAAUGAUAGCAAUUUGAGUAAUGUAGAAAAGAUGGAAUAUAAUAAGGGUGAGGUAAAUAAAGAAGAGCAGGAAUUGAACAAGGUAGAUAUAAAAAAAGAGGAUGAUGAAUAUGACGAAAUUGUAGAGAUUGAUAGUUGUAAGAAUGAUAAUAUGAAAAAUAAUGAAAAGAAUAUGAAAUAUAUUAAUGAUAGUUUUAAUAAUAUGAAUGGAGAGUAUGACAGUUACGAAUAUCAUGAUAAGACAUAUGAAGGCAUUGUUGAUAAUAGCAAGAAUGUAUUUAAAAAGAUGAAGGAGAAUUAUGAUAUGUUCAAGAAGAAUAAUAUGUCACCAUAUAUAUUAGAAGAUUGUGAAAAAUAUAUAAAUUAUUAUUAUGGUAUAGAAAAAGAGGAAAAGAUUAAAGAGCUUAGAAAAUACGCUGAUAUGGAUUUUUACGAAAUAAUGGGGAAUGGUAAUUUUAGUAUAGAAGAUUAUAAUAUGUUGAUUAAGAGUAAGAUAUUAUUUAAUAAAGAAGAGGAAGGUUUUCAUUAUUUUAAUUUAUUAAAAAAAUAUGAUAUAAGAAUAAAUAUAGAAACAUAUAACAGUUUAAUGUAUACAUGCAUAGUACAAAAAAAUGCAAAAUUAAGUAGGUUAAUAUAUUUACAGAUAAUAAAAGAUUUGUUUAUACCUAAUAAAAAUACGUUUUGUAUAUUAAUAAAAGCUCACAUAUUAGAUAAGGAUAUAAAGAGUGCAUUUCAUUUAUAUAGGAAGAUGAUAAAAGAGAAUAUUGAGGUAGAUAUAGUUAUUUAUUCAACCUUAAUAGAUGGCUUAAUAAAAAAUAAAUUAUAUAAACGAGCAGAACAGUUUUUUAAUUAUAUAGUAAAUUAUAAGAAUGUAGUACCAGAUGAGAUAUUAUAUACAAUAAUGAUAAAAAAUUGUGCAUAUAAUAGAGAAGCCGAAAAAUGUUUAAACUAUUAUGAGAUUAUGUUAUCUGAGAAUUUAAGAAUAACCGAUAUAACUUUAAUAGAGAUAAUAAAUUGUUUAUCAAGGAGGGAAGAUUAUUUUUAUAAAGUGUUUUAUUUUUAUAAUAUAUAUGUAUCUAAUGAAAUGAAAAUAAAUCACCGUCUAAUGUUAUAUAUGAUUAUAGCAUGUUCAAAUAAAGGAAAUAUAAAAAGAUUAAAGGAGAUAUUAAAGACUAUGAAUAAAAAUAAAAUAAAAAUAAGUGAUGAAAUGUAUUGUUAUAUUGUUAGAACCUUUGCUAAUAAUUGUAAAGACAAACGUGUUAGUUUAAGUGAGCGUCAUAAUAAUAUAAAAUACGCAUGGAGGAUUAUAUAUGACUUACUGAAGGGUUCUUCUAUUGGUAUUAAAUAUAUAGAUAAGAAAAAAUAUGUGGGUGAUAUAGACCAAAUUAUAUGUGAAAAGGAAAAUAUAACAAAUAACCCUACUGAUGAUAAUAAAAUUCUUCAGACUUAUAAUAAAAAAAAAAAUGACUGUGUUUCUGUUGAUAGUGUUAAUGAUGUAUAUGAAAGGACCGAAGUCGAUUCUUUUAGAUCACAUGAGAGUAUAAACACUAAACUAUUAAAUAGUCUUAUAUUAUUAUAUAUAAAUUGUGAAUAUUAUGAAUAUGCAGUAAAUAUGUUGAAAUAUUUUUCUUAUUUUGAAUGUGUUCCAGAUUAUUAUACUUUCCAUAUGUUAUUUAAUAUGUUAUAUUACAAACUGAAGGAUUAUAGUAAGGUUCUAUGUUUAUAUGAUUAUAUGAUAAAUAACACAGAAAACAAGCCAAAUGAGAAAAUAUUGAACUUGAUAUUAAAUUGUGCUAUACAAACAAAAUCAUCUAAAAAUACUUUGUUUAUAUUACGUCAGAUGUUUACAUAUAAAAUAUAUCCAUCUCCUCAAAUGGUAAAAAAAUUAUAUCAUGUAGGAAGAUAUAUAACAGAGAUACAAAUACUGAUUAACAGUAUGAUAUCUCAACAGAAGAAAGAUGUAUAUGAAGUAAAUUUAAAAGAUAACCAGUUAAUACAAUUAAAUAUAGAUGAGUAUGAAUUAAAUUUAUUUAAAGAAGGAAAAACAUUCAAAACUAAAACUCCUUUAGAUCAAGUUCGAGAACAGUUCUUUAAACGAAAGCAAAGAAUAGAAAAGGAAAAAAGAAUGUCUAAGAAUAAAAAAUCUUCAGAUUGGUUGCCAUAUGGUCAAUAUCUUCAAAGUAAAAAGAAGGGUGGCGAGAUGUAUGCAAGGAGGGUAGAUAGGCCUCGACCAUCAGCACUUGACGAAUAA
Messenger RNA from Plasmodium gaboni, 4032 nucleotides. Its product is annotated as putative pentatricopeptide repeat protein. The record is from RefSeq and is a predicted model, not a curated record. The coding region runs from base 1 to 4032 and encodes 1343 amino acids. Gene Ontology annotation, molecular function: protein binding. The transcript has a single exon. NCBI's taxonomy places the organism in Eukaryota, Apicomplexa, Aconoidasida, Haemosporida, Plasmodiidae.